AUGUUCACACUUUUCCCUCGUUUACCACCAGAACUUCGCGAUAAAAUCUGGUACCACGCCCUAUCGGAACCCCGCCAACCAGGAAUAUGCCAAUGGAAGCCAGGCUGCUGGAUCCCAAAAUACCUUACAGCAGAAGACCAUGGUUGGUCCGACGACGAUCCAAACAACAUCCGUUUAGAGUUUCGCCCCGACAAGCUGGGAACGCCAGUUCAUAUACCCAUCGUGGAUGUCAAUCAGGAAGCCCGCCGUGUUGCGCUAGCUUGGGCUCGUGAUAACAACAUCAGGAAUCGAUACAAAAACGGCAAAUACGACUUCAGGCGGAGGAUGGACAAUGACAGAGAUAUCGUCUACUUUCCCAGCAAUAUGAUAGAUGCUGCGGAUAUAGAGGCUCUUUCUCGAGGGGCUCAACCAGAUCUCAUUGAGAAGAAUCACACCGUGGCAACAUAUAUCACAAGCUUGGCUAUACCUGCCAGAUUCCUGCGCACAUCAGAUUGGACGCCUGAUACCUGGGAAUGGCAUGAGAAUCUUGAGAAGAUAUACGUCAUUAGUGGGAAACAACCCGAUCGAAAGGGUCAGUGGGAAAUUGAUAUAACCAGAGGGACAAGCUUGUUUUGGACAAGGGAAACUCGCAAAUUCAUUCCUCAACUGGGAGCAGAUAAGUUCUGCAGUACGGGUCUGUUGGAGACGAUCAUGGAGGAUAAGAUGGAGCUUGGGGCUGCACUCUCGCGCUGUCAAGGGCCGUCGAGAGAGUCGUUUGAGAUUCGUAUAUGCUCAGCCAUAAGAAGGUGA
Molecule: messenger RNA, 789 nt
Organism: Fusarium mangiferae
Lineage: Eukaryota; Fungi; Ascomycota; Sordariomycetes; Hypocreales; Nectriaceae
Exons: 1
Coding region: 1-789 (262 amino acids)
Source: RefSeq, a predicted model, not a curated record